Myiozetetes cayanensis is the source of this 7923-nucleotide messenger RNA. RefSeq names its product interactor of little elongation complex ELL subunit 1 (gene ICE1). NCBI's taxonomy places the organism in Eukaryota, Metazoa, Chordata, Aves, Passeriformes, Tyrannidae. The transcript has 17 exons. The record is from RefSeq and is a predicted model, not a curated record. Bases 1139 to 7225 code for a protein of 2028 amino acids.
UUCACUUCCUUCCUUGAGGUCCCUUAAGCGAGCGUGUGUUGUUGUAAUAUUAUGCUUUGGGCAAUAUUUGUUUCUCCUUUAAUAAGGGGAAGGCCCUGUUGAGAGACCAUAAGACACGCUUAGAAUGAGCAUGGAUUGAGAAUCUGGAAAAUCUGUAGAUACAAGUGAGCUAAUGUUGUUUAUUGCUAAUAUUCUGCACAAGCUUAAUUGAAUUUUGAGGGGGAAAUCUUACGGGGAUUUAGUAUAGAAUCUACCGCAAAGGCAACGCUUGAACAACUUUUGUAGUAAGGCCUCCUUUAAGUAUGUAUAUUUUCUUGUGCAGCUUGUAUUCUCUACGUUUAUUUAGGCAAAUAUACGUUUGAUGAUUUAGUAAUAAAGGACUAAAAUAAAGAAGAUUAUUGUAUUCUGUACCACAUUAGCAAUCAACUUAGGGGUAUUUACAGUAGAUAGUACUGUUUUUUGGGGCUUAAGUUCUUUACCGACUUGAGACUCUUCCUUACAGAAUAUAAAUGAAUAUGUAGCUGCAUUAAUUGCACUGAAGCAAAAAAUGAUUGACGGAGAUCGUUUACUGACAGAAUAUCAACAGAAAUGCACUGAUAUCCUUUGUCUAGUAGUGUCCUUACAGAAUUAGUAUACUUACAACAUUUCUUAUAAGAGUACUUGAGACUUUUUAUUUAAGGUUUAAGUUAAAAGGUGAUGUUUCCAGUGAAGAACAAACUGGGUAGGUUUUGUAAAGAAAAUAGGCCUUUGGAAUUAAAACUAUCCACUUUAGAUCUGCAUGUGUCUAAUACAUGAUUCAAGAUGGUCUAUUUGAAAUCUGUAUUACUGAGAAUUACUCUUUCUUCCACAUAACAGAAGCAGCUCUGCUUAUUCACUUCAAGUGUAUUGAAAUGUAUGUAUUAAACACUUAAUUGUGCAAGUCUUGUGGAGUUUUUGUAUGAGGAAGUCUUUAUUGGAUGUUUCUUUGCAAGUGGCAAUUAGGUUGAACUAUAUUUAAGGACAUUUGAUGAACUGUUUUUAAUUUCUACCUUAACAAGAGAUUACAGCUUCAAUUUGCUGAACGAGCUCUCUCAAGAUUUAUCGUGAGAGUCAACUGGAAUAUGCUAAAAUUAAAGAAGAAAUAGUAAACAGUGAUGCUAUGAGAAAGAAACUGGAAACAAAAGUGAAAAAGCUUGAAGAGGCUGCAACAAAGCAUACGCAGGAGUUCAGACAACUGAAAACUGAAAAGAAAAGGCUUGAAAAGGAGCUUAAGAAGGCACAAGGAAAACUUGAUGGUGUAUUUAAAGAGAAGUGCAGAAAAGUUAAACAUGCAGAGACCCAGAGUUCAAGUGAAGAUCUUAAAACAGACAUAGACAAAGUAAAAGUGAGGCUCUUGUUAGAAGAACUCUGGAUGUGCAUUGACAGUGCAACAGAAAAAAGAGAGAAUGAGGAAAAUCAACCUGUCUUGGCUUCUAUUCAGGAUAAGACAUGGUCUGAAAAAAGAAGACUGACUAUCACAGAAGACACUUUACAAAUCCCCCAAAAGAUCAGAAAGUGUGAUGGCAAAACAGUACCAUGGUAUUCUUCAGUGGAAAGUGCUGUAAAGCAGAAUUCUGUAACAGCCAUGCAACUUCAAGCAAGUACUGAGCCUUUUGGAGAUGAUUGUGUUGAGAACAAAACUACUGAAGAAUGCCUGCAUAGCAGUGAGGAUAAAAAUGUUGAUGUGAUUAUACAGACAGGCGGGGAGCACAGCACUUCAGGCUUCUCUGAUCAGGAGCAAAAGGGCUCAGGUGGAAAUGUGAUGGAUAUACUGAAUUGGGCUAGGCCUCUCCCUGCUUUACUUUCUCCAGUACAGCUUUCACCACUGACUACACAGGAUAUGUUGUUUGGAGAAGUCACUGGUUCCAGUGAUGAAGAAGGUGAUUGCAGUGCUUCUGCAGUAGAAGAUAUUUUACAAGAAGACCAAGUUCAGCCUCUGAGUUGUAAUGUAGUCAGCCUCAAUGAGGAGUGCAACAGACAGAGUAAAUCAUGUGAGCACGGUCUUAAUGCAGAAAUCUCACUUAAUCUGAGUUGGAAUGAAAAGAACAUUCAUAUCAGUCCAAAGAUGUCAAGCAAGGAGGAGAGAGAUGCUGAAAUAAAGCAAGCUGAAGCUGCUACUUUAAUUACAAACAUGGAAACUAACAAAGAUUGUUGGGAGGAGAAUUCUGAGAAUAUGGAAGCUGAGAACAGAGAAUUAACUGAAGCAACAGCACAUGAAGUGGAAGACAUCGAACAGGAAGGAGAUAGUGAGGACAUGUACAGUGAAGAGGGAGGUUCUUUAGCUCAUUUUAUGUUACAAAGUUUCAAGCCUCAGAAUCUGAUGGAAAAAAGUAGUGAGCAAACAAAGGAGAAUGUAACUUUAAUCAGAGGUGUUAAUAAUAAUGAGGAUACACAUGAAAAGCAUAAUGAAUUAAUGAAAGCAAAAGGCCAAGGAUUAUUAGGAGAGAGAGGAACUCCCAGGAAAGUAUCUGUUCCUCAAAGUAUUACUCAUUUGCCAGCUGAGCAAUGCAUUGUGCUUCAAAGUGAAGAUUCUGAGGAGAAAUCUGGUGUGUUGAUACAGAAUGAAGUUGUGGAAUAUGAAUCAAAAAAUUUAAUCAAAGUAACUAAUACGGCUGGAGCUAUUGAGAUCUCUGCACACUCGCAGUGCUCUGAAAUAAAACAUGACAGUGAAGAGAUACUGGAGAAACAACAUGUGCAAACAAUAAAAGAUGAAGUGAGCAGAGAAUGUGAACCAGAGACUGUUAAAGUCUCUAGGCAUUUCCUACCUGUAUCUGCUAUUGAAGGAAUCAGAAAUCUCUUGUCAGCCUCUCCAAAAGAUGAUGAACAGCUCAAAAGUGAAGACAUGAAUGUAACCAGAGCUCCAACUAUUGAACUAGCCAUGAAAUUUAACAGAGGAAGUGUUCUAGAAAUAGCUGAAUCAUCAGAGUUACUCCAUAGUACAGAAAAUGGAAAGUUAUUAGGCAUAAAGAAGGGGGAAUAUUUGAAAAGCAAACCGCAUCAGGAAGAAAAUUAUAGUAAUUUAUCUCAAGGGAAGUCAGACUUGGAAAGUAUACUUGCACUACCAACGACAGCAUGCAUUAUCGAUGCAGGAAGCAGUGUAGCUAAGUGUGAAUCCUCUGUGUUAGGUUUUACAGAAGUGAAAGGUGAAAUAAAACAAUCUGAAAACUUGUAUAGUACAUUAGAAUGGGAGCAGUCCAAAACUCAAAACUUUAGGGAGCUUGAAUCUCAAGGGACUCAAUUCAAAGUUAAUCCAGAAGAUUUUGGAGAGGAAAGUGGUGAGCUGUUAUCAAGAGGGGAUUCUAUUGAAUCUAUCUUAGUAGAAAGUAAUCUUACUUCUCAGGCACAGUUUGCAAAACCUCUGAAUCAGUUCUUGAUAACUGAAAAUGUUAAAUGUGAUGAAAUAAAAGGGGAAUUAAAUAUGGUGACUGAGACUUGCUCCAGUUUAUUUAACUGUGAAAAGAAUGCUGUGAAGCAAAAUAAUUUUUCAGGGAUCAUCUGCCAGCCUACUUCAGAAAUGGAUUAUAAAAGUGACUUGGCUUUUUCUACUCAAGAGGACUUGAAGAAUCACUGUAUAAGUAAUGAAGAAACAGAUUCUCCUGUGCAAGUGGGAAUUGGCUUGGAAUCCACAAGGCCUCCUGAUCUAAAUUUCAGUCUUCUGAAAGUUGUUGAUUUAGUUGAAACUAAUGUCACAGGAAAGGCUACUUUUUCUUGUACAUGGGAAAACAAGGGAGACACAAAUUGUGUUACGGGUAAUACAUUUAACUGUUCUUCAGAAAGCUUGGAAGAGAGUGCUGAGAUCCUGUCUGCUGAAAAAGGCAACGUGUGCAAAGAACUGGGCUGCCUUGAGAGGGGAUACAUACACAUAAAUGAAGUGAAAAUUCCAGAUAAGGAGCAAACAGUAGAUAAAGAACCUCAGGCAUCUGUUAAAUCACAGAUCUUGGAUGCAAACUCUUAUGAGAAGAAUGCUUUUCUCCUCCAAAAGUUUGAUUGUCAAGAAUCAGGAUGCAGAACUUCUACAUGGGAGGUUAGAACAGAUCCUUCUAGAACUGGUUCACUAUUAGCUGGAGGAGAAAGCAAAGAACUGAAUAGUUCUGAGGGAUCUGGGGAAUAUGCCCUUGAAAGGUGUAAAAAUGAUUUUGAUAGGUCAGAGCAGAGCAAUGACUUUGAAGAGAAAGACUGUUCUAUACAAAAAGUUAUGUAUGUGAAAUGUUCUAAAUGUGGUCCCACGUUCAGAAAGGAACUGAGAGCUUCCAACGGAAUUGCAGUGGGUGCUCUGGAAACUAGUGCAAUUGUUGAUGCUGAUUAUCAAGUGUGUGAACUUCAUUCAGUGAUGCACCCAGGAAAUACUUUUACAGUUAGUCAUCUAAAAGCAGACACUAUGGUGGAUAUGGAUCCAUGCUGUGAACCAAACAGCUCUGGAGAUACUGCAAAUGAGUGGUCAAGUGUGGCUGGGGAGAGUUAUCCUAAAAACUCAGCCUCUUGGAAAAGGAAGUUGGUAUUAGUAACCUCUGAAAAUACUGAGGGUGAUAAUGAACUCGUAGAUUCUAGCAUUGCUGGAUGCAUUAAUGGCAGUGAGGAAAGUCUGAUAAAAACUGGGACAUCAAAAGAAAGCCCUGUGAUGCCAAGUGCUUCAAAAAAUAGAUUACCACUAUGCAAGAUGUUAACCAGAUUCUCAGAAAAUUGCAGGCUGACUGUAAAAACCAGUAAAUUAAAUACAAGAGUGUUAGCGCUUGGCAAUUUCUUAGAAGGAAAUGACUCUGAAAAACUUCAGUCAAAUGUGGAAAAAGGUCUACUACCCAAUGUUGAUAUGGGGGUCUCAGUGUUUGAAGAAUAUAAUAAUCAAACCUCUUGCAACAUAAGAGAAAACAACACUGAUGUUAUCAUAGAUAGUAGUAGUAGAAAAAACAUUUUCCUCAAGUAUCUUCCAAAUCCAGCCCUAUCUGAUGUUAGGUGCACUUGUCAGACAGUUAAGGAGGAGCCCUCUGAGCCACAAAAGACAGUAUUUGAUAAGUCAUGCAUGUUGGAGUCAGAUUCUUGUGCUCUCAAAAAGAGCAAUAAAUUUAAUUGCCAACAGCAAGAACCAUCUGAAAUCUCAAUUGUUUCUACCAAGACAGCUGCCCAAGUAAUGCAUACCAAGCUAUCAAAGAGACUGUUUAAAGGUAAAAGAAAAACAAAGACUCUCAAAGUUACUCAGCCAGUUCUUGCAAAUGCUGAUAUUUCUAUGCCAACGAAAUGCUCAUCUGAGAUGAUAAAUAAAAUUAGGCAAGAGAUAGGUCCUCCUCUGCCCCCCUUGCUACUGCCUUUGAUUGCCAGUCCUCCUAAAACUGCUGGUACCAUGCCCCCAGUAAUGUCUUCUACAGGUCAAUCCUCUUUGCUGUCCCCGCUUGAUGGCCUGAUAUCCCCACUACACAAAACUCCUGUUCUUCCUCUCAUUUCUCCAUUAACAGAUACUCCAACAGUAAAAUCUGCUCUUUUAUUUUCUCCUUCCUCGCCCUCAGAAGUGGCAGUAGGUAGAAGGAUUUGCUCUUCACCUUUGAAAUUUUGUACUUCCAUUCCAAAGCAUGCACUUCCCGUUCCAGGAAGAUUUCCUCCCUUUGCAGCUGAUAGUGCUAAUCCAGGUGCUCCUCAAGAGAACUCUGUGAAAAUAUUGGACACUAUGUAUCCAGAGCUGUCUGCAAGGGCAAGGACACUAAACAUUCUGAAAGGCAAUAUUCAACUUAACAGAUGUGCUUUUUCAGACAGCCAAAGUUUGCCAGGACCUGUGUCUCAAAUAGGCGGAUUCAAAGCAAUUGCAUCUACAUCAACUGCUUUUGUUAAAACUGGAAGCAAUUUGAAAUCUGAUUGUAGCAAAGAUGAAGACAAAGAUAUGCAAAAUCAGCAAUUGUUUUCGAGUUCAUCAGAUCAUCUUGAAAAAAGGACACUAUUGCAGGUAUCUAUGCCAAGAAGUGCCAAGAGACUGAGGUUGGACAGUGAACCGUCAAAGCUGGAGCCCAGUGAUACUGCUGCUAUCAGAAAUACUAAAAAUACAAUCUCUGAAAUGCAGACAGUUUUCCAUGGUAAAAGCUGUGAAAUCAGUGAUUCAUCACACAGUUCCAGUUUAGAAGCAUCACUACCAGUAAAGAAGGUUAUUGAUUCUGACAGCCAGAAAGUUUCUUUGGCAUUAAAGAAAGUUGCUGAGUCCUGUUUUGACUUGUUACCAGUUAUUAAAGGUCACGUGUAUGUUGGCAAUAUCUCAAAGAUUCCAGUAAUGAGAAAUGAAGAGAAAGAAGUUGUCUAUGAAUUUGGUAUAAAAAACAAGCACUUAGCAGAGUCCUUGCUGCAUGUUAUUCUCAAUAAACUCAAGAGUCAGAAGAAUGCCACAAAUUACAGCUUCAAUCAGGCUCUGUGUCGAGUCUAUGCAGGAAUUUGUCAACAGUUGGGAGAUUUGGAAAGAGCUCGCCUUUUCUGCUAUAGCUUACUUAAAGAAGACUUUCCAGACUCAGAAAAAAUGAUUUUAUUUAUCACAAAUGUAUGGCCUGACAUCUUUGUCUUCCAAGGCGCAGUUAACAAAGCUAUGCAAUUAGUUGUCAGGCAGAGUGCAAGCAAUGAGAUGCUGGCCUGUUUGAGUGCUUACCUCAAUUGGGAACAGAGUUCCUCUUCAGAUGCUGUUCUUAUGGUCUCAAACCUGCUUUUAGAAAUGCAGUCAUGUACAAAAGUAGAAUUUCAAUUGAGUGAGCACUACGGAGAAGAUCUGAGUGAAGAUGCUUGGCAGUACAUAUUUGCUGUUGAUCUGCUCUGCUCUCACCUGAAGUGGGAUUGGACACAUGACAAUGUUAUAAGCAAAGUGCUUUGGCCUUCUAUGGAUAAUUGGGUAAAGAAGAGAAAGGGGCAGGAAACUGCUCAGUCCGUUCGUGAUAGUGUUAUAGCACUGACACUCAGGCUAAUUGGUCGAUUGGGCCAAAUAGGUUUGAAGGAAGGAUAUCUUGCUGCAGUGAAGAAUAUUAGUUCUGUAAUUGGACUGUUUGUACAGCAUACAAAAGAGGAAGGUGUUCCCUGGGGUGUGCAGCUGGCAGCCAUAUAUUCACUAUGUGACUUGGGUUCAAGCAAUCCAGAAGGUAUUGUUGAGGCCAUCCAUGCUUGGAGAGCAACAGUUCUUAAUGAAAUCCCUUCUGCUGUCAUAAGUGGCAUAGCUGAAAUCACUUCUCUAUGUGAAAUGGAGCUAAACUAGGGAAGUAGACUGAUCUGAAGGAAGAAGUGCCUUACCAACUAAGCAGUACUUGGUUCCAGUUAAAAACAAUACAGAGUGGUGUAUCUUCUUGUAUUUUAUGUUUUUAAACAGAAUGUCUGAUCAUGCAAAGCAAGCUCAAGUAUUUUUUUGGCUUUUCUGUUUGAGGAAAGAGGUUUUUAAGAAAUAAAUUAAAAUACUUACUUUUCAGUGAUCUGAAAACCCAGUACAUCCUUAACUUCUGAGAUAUUUCUGGUUUGAUGUCAAUAAAAAUCAGUAAUACUUUUCAUUCUUUUUCUUCCAUCAGUUUGGAGUAUGGGCUAUUUGACACAAAAGAAAAUUCAGCCUGACUUGGAAACUAGCUCUAUUAUUUUGUACUCUAUUUAUAAAGUAACCAUUCAGAUAGCAGAACUUUGCCCAGAUUCUGCUUUAUUUUGCUUGGGUAAUCUCAUAAAUUUAAAAUAUCUGUGCAAAACAGGUAGGAAUUGACUUUUUGUGUAGCAAUCAUGUAUAGAAUAAGAGAGAUAUUAAAUCUCUCAACUUGUAUAUAUGGUGUAUUCUAAUGUGUCUCACAUUUGGUAUUGUUCCACCUGGGAAAUUUUGUGUAUGUAAAUACAGAUUGGUUCAAAAAAAGUUCAUGUUUGUAAUGGUAGCUUGCUAGACUGGUUUUGUAUCUUUCAUAAUAAAAGAGAAAAACACCA